UUUGUGCUUUUUUGGUGUGUGUGUGUGGGGGUUAUUUUUUUUUUAUUUGCUGUGUUGAAUUUUUCUUUUGCAACAAGAUUGUGGCUUUUGUGGUUCACCGUGAUCAUUGCAUGGACUAAUUUUCCCUUUUUGCCCCUUCUUCUCCCUUCUCUCCCUGCCACUUCCUUCCUGUUCCCCCUUUUCUUUUCCUUCUUUGUAUUUCCACACUUCACUGUUCAUCUUUGAUUAUGAUCCAACACGCUACACUUUUACUUCUCGAACUCUUUCCUUUCUUCUUCUUUUCUUUCACUCUCUUUGCUUAUGGCAGCCCCCCUUGCGUUCUCUCUUGCAGCGGCAGCAGCAGCCGCUCAGGGCCCCCGUCUUAUAGCGGCCCCCACAGGUCAGGUGCUGCCUCCCCCGGCGCUCCGACCCCCAACACCAGCCGGGGCACCCCUCAUGAACCUCAUCAGGCCCACUCAGAUGGCUGCCAUGCUGCCCAACGGCACCCCCACCCUGGUGCCUCCCACACCGGAUGGCGGGCUUAUCUACACCGCCCCUUACGAGUACCCUUACGCCCUGGCACCCACCUCCCUGCUGGAGUACCCCAUCGAACACAGUGGGGUUCUAGGUAAGAGAGCCUGGGGGAGCAUGGGCACACCGGCCAACUUUAGCCAGCCUGGACAGGAGGGCAGCUUGUUUUACCCCGGAGCCGGGGUGAUGGACGCGGCUUCCAUGAGCCACAGUCAGGACUUUUUGAAAGGUGCAAUGGCUACUAAAGUGAGACGGCAUGACACGCGGGUCCAUCCUUACCAAAGGAUUGUGACCGCUGACAGAGCCGCCACCGGCAACUAACACAUGACCUUCUGACCUCUGAACUCUUCACCCAAUGACGAGCCGCCCCAAGCCUGCCUGCUGAUCAGUUAACUGGUAAUUGCCUUUUGCUAGCCUCUCGGACGCAAGUGAGAAGAGAGAGGCGCCUGCCCGUACAGUUACCCUAACAAAAAAAAAAGAGAAAAACAAAACAAAAAAACAAUAGAACACAGAAUCUUCACAGAAACACAACAAAACCCAACGAGUUGUGUACUAUUCAUUUUUUCCCUCUGUUCAUUGAGUUCAAUUCCCAUUCUUUCUCUUUCUUUUUCUUCAUGAAUCAUAAAUGGGUGGAUGUGUUUGUGGUAUUACUCAUAAAUCUGCACUGAAUUAUAUAGCAAUAAAGACCCCACCCCACCCUGCCCACCCACCCUCCUUUUUAAUUCUUUUGAUUUGGUGACCUCACUUAUUAUGAGUGAAACAAAGUUCAAACUAUGUGACGCAAACCUCUUGGUUUCAGAGUCAACUCCCCCUUCCCUCUAAUAAAAAAAAACAAUAAAAAAACAAUUAAAAAAAAUACCUGCCCCCCCACCCCGUUCCAACACCCACCUGCUGGGAGAGAAAAAGAAAUAGAAGGAAAGAGAACAUACACUCACAUUAACUUGUUUAAUUUCUUGUCAUUUUUCACAUGUAGUGCAGUUGUUGAGCUCUAAAGAUGUAAUUGUGAGCUGACACAUUCUGGGUGUGCCUCUCAAAACAGCUUUUCUGUCUGUUUUUGUUAAAAGCAUGGCUGAAAUGAUUGCAAAAGGAGCUUUUUAUGAUUUAUGUGUGUUUUGUUUUCUUCUCCUGUCUUUUUUUAUUUUAUUUUAUUUUAUUUUUUGCUUUACGUUUUGUCAUUUUCUCCACUUGAUUUUGGUUGUUCAUAUUUGACUAAUUGCUUAAAAUUGACUCACCAAAAAAAAAAAAAAAGAACAGGAAAAAAAGGCAGGUGUUAUCUCUGGAAAGUAAUGUUUGAAGCAGGCUGCUGAAGCUAUGAAAAUGGGAAGGCCAAAAUUUGGGAUGAGGGGUCUAUGUGUGUGUGUUUUUUUUUGUUUUGUUUUGUUUUGUUUUGUUUUUUUUUUUAAUAAUACUACAAUGAAAGUAGGGUGUGCUGAGGCUUUGGGGAUGUCGGAGCAGUGCUUAUAAGCUACUGACCUUUGCUACUCCCCCAUCCACACUACAUCCAUUAUACAGUGCCUGAUGUAUUUAGAAAAAACAAUAUCUGAAUGAGUUAGAUGAGCUGUGAUCAAAAAGACAAAAAAAGUAUUACUAAACGUGUGCAUAUUUAGCCAAAGGGUUUUCCAAUGAGUUAUAUAUCUGCUAUUAUGCAUCUGUUUCACAGAGGGCUCUUUGUGAUUUUUAGAGUUUGGAAGAGUGUGAAUUUGUGGUGCCUGCCAGUCAGCCAGUCAAAUGAAUUUUGACCCAUUUAAUGCUUCUUUUUUUUUUUUUUUUUUCUGUGGAGUUGAACGCAGGCUAUUAACACUAAAUCAACAUGCAAUUACAAACACUGCUAAGGGGAAGGGCACUUUGAAGUUCUGUACAUAAAUGUGUUUCGUCUCAACACCCAGCUUCUAUAUUCAGUAGUUUCAUCAGCCACAUUGCCAAAAGAGUGUUAAAGUAUUAUUGUUACUUUUCUUUUUGGUUUUGCAACCAUUGGCCAAUUUUUCUGUUCAGUUUUUUUUGUUUCUUUUCGAACCUCAGUGUUCACAUUUAUUUGGACUUCAGCAGGUGCCUCAAUCUGAGCCUUCCUGCAAAUUAGAAAAUUGUUUUGAAUUGUUUUACCCAUAAAAUAUUUGGGGUAAAAAAAAUCACCCGUAUGCGCAUCCACAAUGUGUCACACCUCCCUGUGAUCAUAGUCUAUCUCCUGAGCCCACUUUCUUUUGUUUAACUCUCUCAAGAAAAAAUAGGAUGUGAAAGCCAUGCCUGCCUGUUCAAAUUGCUUUAUACAUACGUCUUAUAUAUAUAUAUAUAAAUAUAUAAAUAUAUAAAAAUGUAGAUAACUGUCAUUGCAUAUACAAAUACAGAAGAGAACAAAAAAAUAGAUAAUUUUACAGGGUGCUGGAGAAAAAAAAUUGAAAAUCUAUUUUUGGCAAUUUUAGCUUUUGAUACUUAACUUGCAGUUACAAAAAUCUGAAAAAAAUCAAAUAAAAA
Messenger RNA from Sphaeramia orbicularis (orbiculate cardinalfish), 2979 nucleotides. Its product is annotated as protein quaking-A-like. The transcript is spliced from 3 exons. Bases 301 to 831 code for a protein of 176 amino acids. The record is from RefSeq and is a predicted model, not a curated record. Lineage: Eukaryota; Metazoa; Chordata; Actinopteri; Kurtiformes; Apogonidae.